Coprinopsis cinerea okayama7#130 is the source of this 1046-nucleotide messenger RNA. RefSeq lists its product as hypothetical. The coding region runs from base 42 to 1046 and encodes 334 amino acids. Gene Ontology annotation, molecular function: ubiquitin-protein transferase activity. NCBI's taxonomy places the organism in Eukaryota, Fungi, Basidiomycota, Agaricomycetes, Agaricales, Psathyrellaceae. The transcript has 6 exons. Gene Ontology annotation, cellular component: nucleus; Smc5-Smc6 complex. Gene Ontology annotation, biological process: double-strand break repair via homologous recombination; DNA damage tolerance. The record is from RefSeq and is a predicted model, not a curated record.
CCUUUCACGCGUAAAUCCUGGUAUACCGCUCCAAACCCGCGAUGGAGGUCUCCAAAAACGAUGUAUAUCGUUUGUUCUUGCAAGCCGUACUGUCCAGAGGGAUUCUCUCGGAAACAGUAGCAAAACUCUUGAUGGAACAGUGCUACAAAGCAGUCGUAGCCUCUAAUGAUCAACUCCAUCUUGGAAAUCCCAACUGGCAUGACUUCAUCAGAAACAUCAACGCGUCCAUCGACAAGCUCGACUUUGAAUUCCGACUAAUCCAAGAUGAAAACACAGGCAAAGUCUUCUAUGCCUUGGUCAACCGAAAAGGAGAUGAAAUCGCACAGGUCGCAACCGACUACAACCCAGCAGAAAUUGCAUUCUUCAAGGGUGUCGUUGAGCAAAUCAUGUUGGCACCCAACGAGUCCUACUCUGUCACCUCGCUCGCCGCACUUCGAGAGAUCAGCAUUUUGAAGCUCAACCUGUCCAAGGCUCAAGGAGAGUCUCUCCUGUCGAGUUUUGUUGCGAGGGGCUGGUUGAACCGGAGCAAGCGGGGAAGGUACUCCCUGGCAAUGCGAUCUCUUCUCGAACUUUUGCCUUACCUCAAAACGACUUACCCCGAUGAAAUUCUCGAAUGUACGAUCUGCGAAGAUAUAUUAACCCGUGGUGCGGCAUGUCCUCGACAAAACUGCAAAACCCGUAUCCACUAUCAUUGCUUCAGCCGAUACCGAACCAGCAAACAGGGAACCCUGACUUGCCCUGCAUGUUCAAUCCAAUGGCCUGACGAUGCCAAAGCCGAACCUCUUCGGCCGGUGGGUGAGGACGCUGCCAGAGGGGACGACGGCGGCAACCGACGCCGCACUCGGCAUCAAACACGGGAAACAGACGAGGAAGAGGAGGCCCAGCUUUCUGGAAGUGAAAGCCACGAAGCCGAGCCGGCGCAAACGCAAGUCAAGAAGGAGAAAACAACGAGGACUACUCGAAGAUCUUCAGGCCGAACUGGCGACGUGGAAAUGGAGGACGCCGGUCCCUCUCAGGCACCCCGCCGCUCCACUCGACGAGGGUAA